Molecule: messenger RNA, 2374 nt
Organism: Danio rerio (zebrafish)
Lineage: Eukaryota; Metazoa; Chordata; Actinopteri; Cypriniformes; Danionidae
Gene: sp8a
Product: sp8 transcription factor a
Biological process (GO): embryonic pectoral fin morphogenesis; positive regulation of fibroblast growth factor receptor signaling pathway; embryonic limb morphogenesis
Cellular component (GO): nucleus
Source: RefSeq, marked provisional
AUGGCAACUUCACUUCUUGGGGAGGAACCAAGGGUUGGAUCCACUCCAUUGGCCAUGUUAGCAGCAACCUGUAACAAAAUAGGGAGUUCGAGUCCCCCCUCGGACAGCGGCUCGUUUGGGAAAGGCGGCUUUCACCCUUGGAAACGCGCAGCGCCCAGCAGCUGCUCUCUCUCCCCGUUCGGCGCGCAGAGGAACGACUCUUUCAGCGCCAACAGCUCGUUCUCCUUAACGGGCACCACCACCUCCACCAGCCCGUUUGGAAACGACUAUCCGGUGUUUCAAACUUCAGUCGCCAACAGUUCUCAGGACCCGAGCGCGCAGUCCGUGUUCAUCUCGAAAGUGGACUCUCUCCAGGGGAUUUACCCGAGGAUGAGCGUCGCGCACCCGUACGAGACGUGGUUCAAAUCCGCGCAUGCUGGCAUCUCCUCCGGGGAUGGGAGCGGAUCCUCCUGGUGGGAUGUUGGCACAGGUUGGAUUGAUGUUCAAAGCGCGAAUGGUGCCGCGCUUCAGACCUCUUUGCAUUCGCCCCUGAGCGGCUAUAACUCAGACUAUCCCUCCCUCACUCACUCCGCGUUCAGUGCCAGCCCGUCUCCACAUCUCCUAAGCAGUGGGCAGCACCUGAUGGACGGGUUCAAACCAGUUCUCUCCGCCACCUACACAGACAGCAGCACUGGUGCCAACAGCGCGGUUUUAGGAGGGUCUCCUGUGGUGCCGUUGGCCGGGUCUCCGCGUUCCUCCACCAGGCGCUACUCGGGCAGAGCGACCUGUGACUGUCCGAACUGUCAGGAGGCGGAGAGACUGGGGCCUGCGGGGGCCAGUCUACGCAGAAAGGGGCUCCACAGCUGCCACAUCCCGGGCUGCGGGAAAGUAUACGGAAAGACCUCUCACCUCAAAGCGCAUUUGCGCUGGCACACCGGCGAGAGGCCGUUCGUGUGUAACUGGCUCUUCUGUGGGAAGCGCUUCACCAGAUCCGACGAGCUCCAGCGACAUUUACGCACACACACCGGGGAAAAGAGAUUCUCCUGUCCAGUGUGUAACAAGCGCUUCAUGCGCAGUGAUCAUCUCAGUAAACACGUAAAAACGCACAGCGCCGGGGAACCCGGGUCUAACGGGCUUAAAAAGAGCAGCGAUACCGACAGCGAACAGAGUGUACCGGGCAGCCCAGCCUGCCAAUCCCCGGAAAUGAUCCACAACACAGAACCCGUCCAGAACGGACUCUGAAAAGAACUAAAUGCAUGCGUGCAUUCUUAAAGAUAAAGGUUCAAAUGAGAAGCAAAACAUAAAUAUAACUGCAUUCUCAAAUUAUUGGAAAACUUGCAUAGUGCGUACAAAUCUGAAGAACCGAAAAACACAGCAUAAAGCGUUUAAUCUCCAAAGAGCCGCACAUUCUUAAAAAUAAAGCUUCUAAAAAAAGAGUUGUUUCUUCUGAGCGAUGCAAUAAAUCUUUUAAAAAGUUCCUAAAUUAAUAAUACAACUCUAAAGGACACUUUUCCACUACAAAGCACUUUUUUGUGGAAUGGAAACUGGUCUCAAACAAGUUCCCAAUUGAGCCACAGGUGCCAAUAAACCUUUCCUUUUGGAAAAGAGCAACUCUUAUUCUUGUUAAGAAGUUCAGAUUUUGUGUGCGUUCAAGAGGCUGCGAUGUUCAUUGACGAGCCUUUAUGUUUAAGAAUGUUCAGUGCGCAUUUAAAGGCCAGUGGAUUUAUCAGAAUAGACGCAAAUGUUCAAAAAUGUUUAAUGAUAAUUGUCUGUAAAUCAGCAGAAGGUCUCUCUCAGGUGUUCUUGGAUAUUUAAACCACUCCUUCAUGAAUAAAGUGAUCAAAUAACCUCGCAAUGGAGGUAAAGAUGAAACAAACUGCUGAACUUAUUUGCGCUGCAUUUCCAGAUUCCCCAUUCACUCCUGUCUCUUGAGGCACUUUAUUACUUCAGAUAGGAAAUCAAGGAUUUUAUUUCUUAGCAGCUGCACGUUUGUUUUUAUUAAACGGUUUUAUUUUGUGCAACUUGAUUUUGAAAUGCAAAGUCUCUAAUCGAGUGAAUCUACGAAAACUCACGCAUCAUCUGGAGGUUAAAAGCGCGCUUUUGUACAUUAGUCUUAAUUUCAUCGUGCAGUUGUUAUCUAGUGAAUCUCAACCCUUCUCAAUGCAAAGUGAGAUUGUACAUAGGAUUGUCUUGAAACUCUAUUUAUCAUCGAGUUUGAUUUGUGCUUUGAAGUCUAUCAGAGUCGCACUUUGAAUCUAUAUUUAUAAUUUCGGGAUCGAAUCAGCUCGAUCAUCUUUUGUUUAUCGUUUGUUUUAUUAUUAUUAUUUAAAUCAGCAUGUGUGUUUGUAUUUACUGACCGUUUACUUUGAGAUAAUAAAGUCACAUUUGACUUGGA